This is a messenger RNA of Neoarius graeffei (lesser salmon catfish), 6745 nucleotides long. RefSeq names its product ATP-binding cassette sub-family C member 5. Gene Ontology annotation, molecular function: ABC-type transporter activity; ATP binding; ATP hydrolysis activity. The coding region runs from base 276 to 4544 and encodes 1422 amino acids. NCBI's taxonomy places the organism in Eukaryota, Metazoa, Chordata, Actinopteri, Siluriformes, Ariidae. The record is from RefSeq and is a predicted model, not a curated record. Gene Ontology annotation, cellular component: membrane. Gene Ontology annotation, biological process: transmembrane transport. The transcript is spliced from 29 exons.
CUGUCUGCUCUCCUUUGCGUUUUAUUUUUAAUUAAUCAAUUAACUCAUUUACGUAUUCAGAAGUACAGAAGGCUCACUGUCGUACCGGAAGUGUACUCUAUAGGUGUGUUGUUGUUGUUGUCUAUAAGAAGAUUUGACAUGUGGAGUGAAGGAGCUGAAAUCUGCAGCACAACUUCUCACCACCAUCAUAAUAAUACUCACAAUAAUAUUAACAAUAAAGCUGAAAGAGUGAGGAGUGAGAAGAAAAGUCAGAGCUCAGGGCUGGUAUCAUUUUUAUGAUUUUUAUAUUUUUUUUAAUUGCUUUGGAAAGUCAAGAAGGUGAAAAUCUCGAGGUUGGAGCAGUCUGGGAUAAAGCAGAAAUGCACCCAAAUACCUCGCAGGAUGCUGACCGGGUCGAGCGUUUGCCCCUGAACUGCUCCAAGACCCAGCCCAACCUGGAGGAGAAUAAUCAGGACCACAAGACAAAAGGACAUCACGGUUUGCAGUUACUGAAGCCUUUCCAGAUCUCACACAAGCAUCAGCACCCUGUGGAUAAUGCAGGCCAUUUCUCCUUCAUGGUCCUGCACUGGCUCUCUCCGCUGGCAUGGAAAGCCUACAAAGUUUCUUCCCUGACGAUACAGGACGUGUGGGGUCUGUCCUGCCACGAUGCCUGCGAAAUCAGCUGUCACAGGCUGCAGGCCCUGUGGCACACAGAGCUGAAGAAAAAAGGCAGAGGUCGAGCGUCUCUGUGCCGGGUUUUCUGGAGAUUCUGUCAGACCCGCUUGCUGAUGGCUUUGCUCUUUCUCCUUGUAUCUUCGGUGGCUGCUUUCAUUGGACCUGCUCUGCUGAUCCGAGCGUUGUUGGAGUAUGCUCAGAGUUCUGAGGUGUGGCUUCCAUAUGGCCUGGCUUUGGUUGGCGGUAUAUUCCUCAUGGAGUUGAUUCGCUCUUGGACUAUGGCUCUCGUGUGGGCUGUUAAUUACCGUACGGCCGCACGCCUGCGGGGGGCAGCACUCACAUUUGCCUUUGAGAAAAUCCUACGUCUGCGCAGUACUAAAGAAAUCAGCACGGGCGAGCUGGUAAACAUUUGCUCCAGCGAUGGCCAGCGGCUGUAUGAUGCCGUAUCAUUGGGCUGCCUGCUGUUUGCAGGACCUCUGGUGGGACUUCUCGCCCUGUCCUACAACAUCUACUUCCUGGGACCAACUGCAGUUGUUGGCUCUACCAUUUUUAUCAUCUUCUAUCCUUUAAUGAUGCUGGCCUCCCGAUUGACAGCCCACUUCCGCAAGAAAGGUGUGGCCGUCACGGACCAGCGUGUCAAACUGAUGAAUGAGAUCCUCAGCUGCAUCAAGUUCAUUAAGAUGUACUGCUGGGAAUCAGCCUUCGCCAGCAGUGUCCACAAGGUUCGGUCAGAGGAGAGGAAAAUACUGGAAAAAGCCGGUUUAGUUCAAAGUCUCACCGUUGGUGUAGCUCCCAUCAUUGUUCUGAUUGCUAGUGUGUGUACGUUCACUCUACACAUGGCCCUGGGCAACGAUCUCACUGCAGCACAGGCCUUCACCGUAGUGGCUGUCUUCAACUCGAUGACUUUUGCCCUAAAGAUUACACCCUUGGCAGUGCGUGGGUUAUCAGAAGGCACUGUCGCUGUUAACCGAUUUCAGAGACUCUUCAUGCUGGAGGACCAGGAGGUCAUAUUAGGCAAAAUGGAGGAUCCUGAGAAUGCUGUAGAGUUCAGAGACGCCACACUGGCAUGGAAUAAAGCUCAACCCCCACCGGCCAAAAGGUCAAAGCCACAGCCGAGCCAGAAAAACGGAGGCAUGCAUCGAGUGUUCCGGAGGGAGAAGCUGAGUCUAUACAUUAACAUAGAUGACGAGAAAGCAAACGGCCAUGAUCCAAAUCCUGAGCACCUCCUCACACACAUAGAACAGGAGAGCCCACAGAGCACCAUCUUCUCCACACAGAGCAUUCGUCCACCGCUGCACAAAACCCUGCAUCACAUUCAGCUUACAGUCUGCAAGGGUGCAUUGGUAGGAGUGUGUGGCGCUGUGGGCAGCGGGAAGAGCUCAUUGCUGUCUGCUCUCCUGGGACAGAUGACCUUACUGAGAGGAUCAGUGGCGGCGAACGGGGGCUUUGCCUACGCUGCUCAGCAGGCUUGGAUCCUCAACAGUUCCCUGAGGGAGAACAUUUUGUUUGGGAAAGAUUACGUGGAGGAAAGGUAUAAUGCUGUUCUGGCAGCCUGUUGUUUAAUUCCUGAUAUCAGUGAGCUACCUUACGGCGACAUGACUGAGAUUGGGGAAAGAGGAGCCAAUCUGAGUGGGGGUCAAAGGCAGAGAGUGAGUCUUGCCCGGGCGCUUUACAGUGACAGACCCAUCCUGCUGCUCGAUGAUCCCCUCAGUGCCCUGGACACUCCUGUGGCUUCCCAUCUCUUCUACAACGCCAUUCACAGUGCGGCCAGGGAAAGGACUGUCAUAUUUGUUACACACCAACUGCAGUACCUGGUGGAGUGUGACGAAGUGGUGUUGAUGAAGGACGGGCAGAUUGCGGAGCACGGCACACAUGCCCAGCUGAUGGCCCAAGGUCGUGACUAUGCUACACUUUUCAGCAGUGUACAGCAGGAGAACCUGGUGAGGAACAACUUGAAAAACCAGCAGGGGGGCAAGGAGAAGGUCUCUGCGCUGUGCACGUCUGUCAUUAGUAUGGCAGAAAAGCAGUCCACUGAGAGUACAAGAGGAGACCAGCUCAUGCAGGCUGAGGAGAAGGGCCGUGGGGCCAUCACCUGGGCCGUCUACGCCACUUACAUCAAGGCUGCCGGAGGACCCUUGGCAUUUAUUAUCAGUGUCCUGCUCUUCCUCCUUACCACAGGCAGCAUAGCUUUCAGUAACUGGUGGCUGAGCCAUUGGAUCAAGCAGGGCAGUGGGAAUGUAACAGUAUUACAGGGGAACAAGAGUGUGGUGAGCAGCGGUAUGCAACUAAACCCCUACCGUCAUUACUACGCCAACAUCUACGCCCUGUCCAUGGGGGUGACGCUCUUCCUCAAGAGUGUGCGGGGCGUUGUGUUUGUCAAGUGUACCUUGCGGGCAGCCUCAGCUCUACACGAUAAGCUGUUUAAGACUCUCCUCCUCAGCCCAAUGCGUUUCUUUGAUACGACUCCCCUAGGACGCAUCCUGACUCGUUUCUCCAAAGACGUGGAUGAAGUGGAUGUGCGCCUGCCAAUUCAGCUGGAGUUGCUGCUGCAGAACAUGACAUUGGUGCUCUUCUGUCUAGGAGUAGUGAGCGCUGUUUUCCCAUGGUUCCUGUUCUCCAUCAUCCCACUUGCAGCCUUUUUCUACAUCAUCAAUCGUAUCUCCAGAGUGCUGAUUCGUGAACUGAAAAGGCUGGACAACAUCAGCCAAUCGCCUUUCAACUCUCACCUCACCAGCAGCCUGCAGGGUCUGUCCACUAUCCACGCCUACAGCAGGGGGCCGGACUUCCUUCAGAGAUAUCGAGACCUGUUGGACACUAACCAGGCUGCCUACUAUCUGUUCAACUGUGCCCUGCGCUGGUUUGCGGUACGUUUAGACCUCAUCAGCAUUAUACUCACCACCGUCGUGGCUCUGUUGAUCGUUAUCAUGCACGGACGCAUCUCUCCAGCGUACGCCGGUCUGGCCAUCUCCUAUGCCGUACAGCUGACAGGUAUGUUUCAGUUCACGGUGAGACUCAUGUCUGAACUGGAGGCUCGAUUUACAUCAGUGGAGAGGAUGGAUCAUUACAUCAAGAACCUGGAGACGGAGGAACCUCAGCAGAUCAGAGACGUCUCUGCCCCUGCAUCCAGUUGGCCACAGAAGGGGAGCAUCAGUUUCCAGGAUGUGGAGCUGCGCUAUCGGCCUGAGUUACCCCUAGUGCUGAAGAGUAUCACUUUCAACGUUCUCCCAGAGGAGAAAGUGGGCAUCGUCGGCCGGACUGGCUCAGGUAAAUCUUCACUUGGUGGAGCACUCUUCAGACUGGUGGAGCUCAGCGGGGGAUCCAUCAUCAUCGAUGGUGUCAACAUCGCUCACAUAGGCCUGGACGUCUUGAGAAGCAAGCUGUCAGUCAUCCCCCAAGAGCCUGUUCUCUUCCUUGGUACUGUCAGGUCAAACUUGGACCCGUGGGGCCAGUACACAGACGCGCAGGUCUGGGAAGCACUGGAGAAAACACACAUCAAAGACAUGGUAAGCCGGUUACCUCACGGUUUUGACUCCGAGGUGACCGAGAACGGAGAGAACUUCUCAGUGGGGGAGCGGCAACUCCUGUGUGUCGCAAGAGCACUGCUCAGACACAGCAAGGUUUUGGUUUUAGAUGAAGCCACAGCAGCUAUUGAUACAGAGACAGAUCGGCUUAUUCAGGAGACCAUCAACACUGCUUUCAGAGGCUGUACCACUCUGGUCAUCACUCACCGCAUCAAUACUGUCUUCAGCUGUGACAGGGUUCUGGUACUGGACCAGGGUCAGAUCCUGGAGUUUGACAGCCCAUCAAAUCUACUGGCGAACAAGAGCUCGUGUUUCCGUGCCAUAGUGGAGGCAACAAGCAGGACUGGUGGCCUUUCAGAGAGAGCCUGAACAGCUGGUGGGCACAAGACUGAGCUCUCUGCCAAAUCUCGCCUUACUGCUGGACAAGAUGUUUGUUCAGUGGCCAUGUUAUUGUUCAGUGUUGCCCUGCACUGACUAGUUCAGUAUAUUUUCAACUCACAAGUAGCCUGGGAAAAAUUAGGGCCCGAGCACCGGGUGUACAUGGCCUUCAGUGUCCACCAGAGGGCAAGGGCCUAUUGUUUUCCGAAGGAUUCUUCUUUUUGUUAUAAUUCUUCCGCUUAUUAUUAUUUUUUUUUCUUCAAGACUAGGCCAUUUUUGAGGUGGUUCCCAUGGGUGAAAACUCAUGAAAUUUGGUACACACAUCAGUCCUGGCCACCACUACUCAGUGAUAGAGGCUUGGCCUCGGGUGUAUCUGCAGGACUCCAUAGCGCCCCCACAUGUCAUUGAGACUUUUGCCUGGUAUAUAGUUUCGCCUAUCCGUGUCAAAUUUGGUAGGUGUGUAGGGUGCCUCAAGACGAACAAAAUUGUAACGUAGGUUAUAUUAGCCAUAGCCAUACUCAACAGGAAAUGACUUAUUUUUGGUUUUGUGCAUUUUGACACGUCUUACAUUUUGACGUUCUCCUCCUAAGCAGUUUGUUGGAUUCAUGGCAGAUUUGGUGUACCACAGGUGCUCGGGCCCUUCAUCGCUGUUUGUGGCUAUAUUUUAUUAUUAUUAUGGCGUGCUAUAAAUGAAAAAACAUGUUUUGUGAAGCAUGUCUGAAAAAUACCAGCCCAGUCUUAAUGAAUAUAAAGUAAUAACGGUUUUAGACGGUCACGUUGUCAUAUAUCAGUCAGAGUUCCAAUAAUAUAACGUUAAAGUUGUAUUAAGUUUCAAUUUUUUUUUGGGCGGGGGUGAAGUAAUAUUGUUGAAAUGUUUGAGAAAUGAGGAAAAUUUAAAUUCUGAAAUAAUGAUGUGCUGUGUACGAAAUGGCAAAUGUUUUCAAAUCAGGUUCUUAUAAUGCAGAAGGAAGGAAGUUUUGCACAAGAACAAAAGGGUUUUUUUUUGUAUUAAUGAGCAAUGGUGGCGGCACGGUGGCAUAGUGGUUAGCGCUGUUGCCUCACAGCAAGAAGGUCCAGGUUCGAGCCCCGUGGCCGGCGAGGGCCUUUCUGUGCGGAGUUUGCAUGUUCUCCCCGUGUCCGCGUGGGUUUCCUCCGGGUGCUCCGGUUUCCCCCACAGUCCAAAGACAUGCAGGUUAGGUUAACUGGUGACUCUAAAUUGACCGUAGAUGUGAAUGGUUGUCUGUGUCUAUGUGUCAGCCCUGUGAUGACCUGGCGACUUGUCCAGGGUGUACCCCGCCUUUCGCCCGUAGUCAGCUGGGAUAGGCUCCAGCUUGCCUGCGACCCUGUAGAACAGGAUAAAGCAGCUAGAGAUGAUGAGAUGAGAUGAGCAAUGGCAUUUGAAGUACUUGGGAGAUUUGCAAUGAAGAUUCAGUGCUUCACAAAACGCUGCACAAAUGCACAAUAUGAUGCGCAGUCUGUGAAGCAACCAAAGGAGAAAAAAAAAGACACGGGUCAGUCAUUCCAUUGAAGUCAACACUCCAAAGCAGAAGAUGUCUCUGAUGGGUUAUUUCUGCUCAAAAGCUUCAUGUUAUGCCUAAUGCAUUGUGCAAUCAGUGUCUGUGUUUCAGAGAUGGAAAGCUGCAGCUGGUAUUUUAGCUCCAGCUUUCUCGAGUGUUCUGAGAUUCUUAGUGCUGUCCUCUUUUUCAGCUCUGUUCUGCCACUGUUCUCACAUGUGGUUGCUAAAUCGAGAUGUUUAAAUGAGUCAGUCCUUUCAGGAUGAGCAGAGUCUGCAGAGGCUUUCACAGGAAGCUCUAAUGAAAAAAAAACCCCAACAACGACAACUUACAAAUCCACCUGACAUCUGCUACAUGCGCAAAAACAUAAUUAGAAAACUUGUUUUGUGUUUCAAUGUGUUUCAUUCUGUCAAAUCUCAGUAGCCCCAUUAGAGUCCUUUCUUAAAAUGCAGUUUAUAAGGCGAAACAAUUGCACGUGUAGGCAGCUAAAAGCACACAACAAUGAAUAGAGCAUUUGUCGGAGGCCAUUUUUCUCUUUGCCAUGCUCCGAUAUUCAGGUAUUCCUCUGGGAGAGGCCUUGAUCAAGCUGAAUGUUUAAUUACCAAGAGCACAAAAGCUAUUUGCUGGAUGAGUGACUGUUGUUUAUGUCUAAAUGAGACACAUGAAGUUGCUUUCUGU